GUGGCGUCCACUUCGAGUGGAAGAAUAUCACUACUUCUAUGACUAAUGGCCCAUUGGACUCGCCGUGUCGAAAGAAGGGCGGGUUUUCACCUGCUAUACGCGUGGGACAUGUAUAUACGUUGGGCGAAAUCAUUGACGAGACGGCCGAGGUGACAUACCCUAACCUAGAGCUGAACAAGCCCCCUCAAGGACUUUCUAACGUUAGCAAUAGCAUCACAUUCAGCAGUAAUGAUGAGGGUCAUUUUAUCAGCGUGCAAGCAUUAUACGUAACCCCCGACGACACGCUUUGGGUGCUUGACACUGGACGUCCAAGUAUUACCCAAGAGGAAAAGCUUAACGCUUAUAUGAACGACCUGCGGUUUGAUCUUCGCUCGAAUAUCACCGAGUCGAAGGGUGGCAUCGUAUAUAUUAUAUACAGCAGUAACGAAGGGAGAACAGGGUUCAUUAUGAUUGACCUGGCGACAGGGAGAGUUAAAGGCAGUUUGACCAACAUCCUUCAGUUCCACGACUCAGUUGACGGCGGCGCUAUAUAUUAA
This is a messenger RNA of Daldinia caldariorum, 536 nucleotides long. RefSeq lists its product as uncharacterized. Lineage: Eukaryota; Fungi; Ascomycota; Sordariomycetes; Xylariales; Hypoxylaceae. The record is from RefSeq and is a predicted model, not a curated record. The coding region runs from base 39 to 536 and encodes 165 amino acids. The transcript has 2 exons.